ACCCACAACAGUUGCCUCAGAAUGAAAAUCUUGACACACCGAGACAUAACGGGGGUUAGAGAGGGGGAAAAAAAAGAACCACACACUGGCUGAAGAUUUGAACAGAUAUCACUAAUAUUCAUCUGAAGCUUCAUCAUGCGUGUGUUCAGCUCCUGGCAUGCGCUGUGCGUGCUCGGCUUCGCGGUUGCGUGCUUGUGUAUGAACGGGAUCCAGUACGAAGACUACCCGUACAACUACGACAAUGAAAUCUCUGAGGACCAGCAGGAGGGGGAUCCUGCGAGCACACCUUGCCCGGCUGUGGAUUUCUCCCGCUGGGACAAGCUUUUCAUCGCUCUGGAGGAUUCGCACAUGAGGCAGAACAUGCUGCUGGAAUCUUUGGAGCAGUGCCGUGGAGGAAUGGUCUCUGUCAAGUCCCAGGUGGAACGGCUGGCCCGGGGAACGUGCCAGCAGUGCUUGCCCGGCAUAGAGGCAGCGUGCAAGGCAAAGGCGGAGCAGGCGAGCCUCAAGCUGCAGCGAGGUUUGGUGGAGCUCGCACAGGGCGAAGUGGAGAGGGAGAGGAGGCUGAAUGCUACUUUGCACAUGCUCCUGCACAGCAGUCAUGAGGAGAACUCUCGGCUGAAGCGUCUGGAGAAAGGUCUCAGCCACAGAGUGCCGGUGUCAUCGGGUCCAGCAGACGGUAGAACGAGAUACCAGCCGACAGCCAGACCUGCAGGUUUGAGUCCACCGUUCGGCUUAGGGACGAGGCCGCCGUCGUCCUCUGGCCCAAAGGAGCCGGAAGUGACGUCGCCGAUGGACAUGGCCACAAUGGAAAAAGCCCUGGUUGCCAUAGCAACAGAGCUGCAGAGAGUCCACCUGCAGCUGAGCAGAGUGAUAGAGCAGGCGGGAACAUCGAGGAAGGACAGUGGAGACUGAAUAAUCCUGAGUGAGAAAAACAAAAGACUGACGUUUUGCACAUACUCGUUGCUUUUUCCUUCUUUUUUUUUAUUAUGUUGUCUGUAAAGGAUCUUUUUAAAGCUUGUGUAUGUUUGGUAACAAUAAAAUAAAAUCAAGGGUAACACA
Solea solea (common sole) is the source of this 1059-nucleotide messenger RNA. RefSeq names its product pentraxin-related protein PTX3-like. Gene Ontology annotation, biological process: innate immune response. Lineage: Eukaryota; Metazoa; Chordata; Actinopteri; Pleuronectiformes; Soleidae. Gene Ontology annotation, molecular function: complement component C1q complex binding. The transcript is spliced from 2 exons. The record is from RefSeq and is a predicted model, not a curated record. Bases 136 to 912 code for a protein of 258 amino acids.